AUGAUUGGUCCAAAUUUUGGUUCAGACUACUACUACAACAGAUUAAUUCGCAAGUUUGACAGGCGUAACAUUAAGAAAAGUACCGAUCAGUACUUUUUAUUGGUGGUACAGGUCGAGUUCGACGGUGUAGACAUCUGCUUCCACUUCAUCCGUGCGCUUGCCUCACGACGAGGCGAAUUCAUGCCCAAUUCCUCUCGUGAAGUCAAGCUCUACCCGAGCAAUUUGGACCUCACCGCCUGGAACCGUGGGAUGUACCACCUGAGCAAGAACCCAGUUGGGCUUGAUCAACAGCGACGCGGUCAAUCGCGGAUUGUAUCUAUAGAUCCUGGCAUCAGAUCGCUCGUAACCGCUGUUGAUACCAUCGCUCCCCUGAACACCCAAGAGGAAAGAGCUGCACAUACCAUGGCUCUUCACAACAGACAAUACCAAAACCAGUCCAUGUUUAAGUGGAGCCAUCAAAGAACGAUGAAUAAUCGCGCUAACUACGUUGCUGAAGAAGCAGCAAGAAACAAUAAUCCAAACGCUACAGAUCCACAUGAGUGGUAUUUCUUGCUCGAACUAGCUCCCGCCACUGUAACAAGCUCUCUGCGGUUCUUAGCCUAUAUCAGGAUGGUGAGCGACCUGCAUACCGAAAUGUUUACUCGGAACAACUACAAAUUCAGACAUCGAGAAGACCGUAUGACGAUGUUCGGCGCGAGGCGCGCUGCGUUGGAAACGCUUGCGAACAGAUUGCUAAACCUGACGCAAAACGACGAUCCGCCACUUCCCUUCUUCAACAAAACUUUGAAAGCCGAAAGAAAGUCGAUUCGACGUGCGCCCCGGAGGGAAAGACGUCGAGUUUCGAGUGUCCAGGGACCCCAAGAACUACCUACGAUCGUUGCGUAUGGGGACGGCCGAUCUAAGCCCAACAUGAAAGGGUGGGAGAGUGUGUCUGUGGAAAGCUAUCGUGCGGUCCUGGCACGUCGCGCGCUAGUCAUUUUGAUUGAUGAAUAUUUGACGAAACUACGUAUCCGGCGUACGACGGCCACUGUAGGAGAUGGACGCGCAAUUCAGCACUGCAUUGAUGCAGACGGCAAUGUUUUACAUCGCACAUCACAAUGCGAUAAUCUUGAGGUUCUGCGCGGCUGGCGCAGGGAGUUAAUUGAACGCGACUUUAACGCAGCGACCAACAUAGGCAGAAUCAUCGAAGGGAAUUUAUACGGGCACGACAAGCUCUAA
Molecule: messenger RNA, 1218 nt
Organism: Zychaea mexicana
Lineage: Eukaryota; Fungi; Mucoromycota; Mucoromycetes; Mucorales; Lichtheimiaceae
Exons: 11
Coding region: 1-1218 (405 amino acids)
Source: RefSeq, a predicted model, not a curated record